Messenger RNA from Sebastes umbrosus (honeycomb rockfish), 3851 nucleotides. Its product is annotated as protein jagged-1b. Gene Ontology annotation, biological process: Notch signaling pathway; multicellular organism development; cell communication. The record is from RefSeq and is a predicted model, not a curated record. Gene Ontology annotation, molecular function: calcium ion binding. Bases 616 to 2964 code for a protein of 782 amino acids. The transcript is spliced from 15 exons. Gene Ontology annotation, cellular component: membrane. NCBI's taxonomy places the organism in Eukaryota, Metazoa, Chordata, Actinopteri, Perciformes, Sebastidae.
ACACCGCUUAGAUGAGAAGAGCGCAGAGUGAAAUCACUCCGCUGGAGAGACGCAACUUCGUUGCCUGCUGGCUUUUACGCACUCAUCACCAAGUAGAAGGGAUAUAGAUUUAUUUAUUUUUUAGCCUUUUUUUUUUUGGUGUGUGGAUCAGGCUUGAAGAGAGACAGGAGAAAAAGAAGAAGAAGAAGAAGAGAGAGUGUGAGCUAAUUGGGAUGAGAGUUCAAGUCAAGUGAGCCGGCAGAUUGGACCUUUUAAAGCCUCUUAACGCAGGUGGUUGGUGGGAGGAAUACAGCGCAAAGGGGAGUGUGUUUAUGUGUUUGUGUGGGUGUGUGGAAAUCCACCCUGGACACAGCGGCAAAAGGGGGUGAUCAGGUGUUUUGUGGGUUGGUUGGUGGGUGGGGGAUAAAUCCAAGAGGAGACAGACAGAGAGGUAUAGCUAUGGUUUCUCCGACUUGGACGCGAUGAAGUGGCUCUGCGGGAGCUCCAGGGUUUAAAGACCGGAGACAGAGGAGGGAGAGCUGGGCGGACGGACGGAGAGAGGAGGAGGAGGAGGAAGAGGAGGAAGAGGAGGAAGAGAGGGACACCAGCACCGCCAAAGCGCGCAGCACGGUCCCCAUGCAAUCCCCUGACGCAAGGAUGGAGAGCGCAAUUGCGCGCAAGGCAACCCGGCUCGAUCUGGAGACAAGGAGCGUAAAGAUCACCGGAGAGCCAGACAUGAGGAGUGUCCAACACCGGGGACACCGGGGACACCUCCACCUGCAGCGGACUAUGAUUUUUCUCGUUGCACUCACGAUACAACCGCAGGCCGUGUGUGCAGUCGGGAUGUUCGAGCUUCAGAUCCACUACUUCCAGAACCCCCUCGGACUUCUGCAGACCGGAGACUGCUGCGACCUCCAGGCCAGCGGGGGGCAGCGCUGCUCUGCCAGGGACCAAUGUGACACUUUCUUCCAAGUCUGCCUCAAGGAGUACCAGGCCCGGGUCGUACCAACAGGAACCUGCACCUUCGGGUCAGGCACCACAGGGAUCCUGGGUGGAAACUCCCAGUCGCUCCGCCACCGAGGACACGAUGGAGGAGGAGGAGGAGGAGGAGGAGGAGGAGGAGGAGAGGAUGGGACUAAUGGACACAUUGUCAUUCCCUUCAAAUACGCGUGGCCGAAGUCCUUCUCUCUGGUGUUGGAGGCUCUGGACUACGACAACGACACAUCAGAAUCAGUGAUGUCAUCACGUCCCCAGAUCUCGGCAUUUAAAGGUCAGUUGAUCGAGCGAGUCCUCCUCUCCUCCAUGUUGAACCCUGGUGAACGGUGGCAGACGUACCAGCACCACGGACGACCUCUCACUCUGGAUUACCGGGUUCGCUUCCGCUGCGAUUCAAACUACUACGGACCUUUCUGCAACAAGUUCUGCAGGGCCCGCGAUGACUUCUUCGGUCACUUCAACUGCGACCCCAGCGGCUCCAAGGUCUGCAUGGAGGGCUGGACGGGGCCAGAGUGCAAAGGAGCGGUGUGCAAGCAGGGGUGUCAUCAGGUCCACGGCUCCUGUACUGCACCAGGAGAAUGCAAGUGUCAUUAUGGCUGGAAAGGCCCUCUGUGUGACCAGUGUGUGACGUUCCCCGGCUGUGUGUACGGAGGCUGCGGCGAGCCCUGGGAGUGUUUGUGCGAUGUCAACUGGGGAGGACUGCUGUGUGACAAAGAUCUGAACUACUGUGGCACCCACCUGCCCUGUAAGAACGGUGGGACCUGCACCAACACAGAGCCAAAUGAGUACCACUGUGAGUGCCAGGAAGGUUUCAGAGGACGCAACUGUGACAUUGUGGAGCAUGCGUGUUUGUCAUCCCCGUGUAUGAACGGAGCCACAUGUGUGGAAGACCCGACGGGCUUCAGCUGCACCUGUACCAACAGCUGGACUGGACUCACCUGCGCUGAUGCGGUGAGGCAGUGUGAUCGGAGCCCCUGCGGCCGUGGAGCAACAUGUGAGGAGGCUCCUGGAGGUCACCGGUGCCUCUGCCCGCCUGGAUGGACCGGCAGGACGUGCCAGCUAGAUACCAACGAGUGUGAAAUGAGUAUAUGCGUCCACUCCCGCUCCUGUCGCAACCUGAUCGGUGGAUACCUGUGUGACUGCCUUCCUGGGUGGACGGGGCCUAACUGUGACAUCAGGAACAGCAGCUGUCAGGGUUUGUGUUUGAACGGCGGACGUUGUGAGGACCAGGUGUCAGGGUCCAGAUGCUUGUGUCCACCUGGUUUCUCUGGGAAAUAUUGCCAAAAUGCUCCGAGGCCUUGUGACAGCGCCCCCUGUCUGCACGGAGGACAGUGUGUGGAGAAGGAUGGAAGGACCAUCACCUGCAACUGUCCCACGGGAUAUUCAGGAGUCUUCUGUGAGAUAUCAUUGGAUCUGUGCAAUCCCAACCCCUGCCAGCAGGGGGUGCCCUGUCACAGCACGGAGGGCAAAUACAUGUGUGCGUGCCCCGAGGGUUACUAUGGUAACGAGUGCAUGAGCCUCAAAAAUCCCUGCAUUGGUCAACAAUGUCCAGGUGCCAUGACACAAGGGGGCGUCAGCUUCUACAUCAUCCUGGUAGGCGUCUUAGCUUUAGUGAUGGUCUGUGGCUGUGUGGCCUGCGCCUUCAUCCUCUCCCACCUCCAUCGAAAGCGGAAAAAGCAGCAGGCCGUCCCGCAGGAAGAAGGCAUCAACAACCAGAGGGAGUUUGUCAACCUCAUCAGAAACGUGGACCGUCCCGUUCCCCUCCUGCCCCCUGCCACCCCGCUCGCACACCCUCCGGCCCCUCCUGCCCCAGUCUCACGCUGCUACGAGGAGAUUGAACUGACCCUGCCGCCCUCCCCAGCGCCUUCACACCCAUCUCCAGCACUAAAGCCAGCCCACGCCCCCAAACUGGACAUUUCAAACCGGGAAAGGGAGAAGUUGAACCGCUUCCACUACACAGACAGGCCAGACCAGGAACUGGAAGCCUGACCCUUGAACUUUUGGACUUUUUUGUUUUAUUUCGUUUUGCGUUCUUCGCACUCUCUCGCUCGUAGGGACCUCUUUCCAGUUUCUUGCACUGUGUCACUGUUGCAGUUAUGAAAAUGGGGUGACCCUAUGACCUUUAUGUGCUCAGAUAGCAUCUGGUGACACCUGAAGAGUGAAGGCUGCUACGUAGAAGGGUCAAAAGUCUUACUGUGUUGUCGUCUUUGAACCUUUUUAACUAUGAGAAGCAGCAGGUGCAUGAUGUUUGCCUGAAAUCAGACUCUUGAUUUAAUCCGGAGACUUCUUGCCUUGGAGUGCCUGAGAUACCGUCAAGAGGAAAUAGAGGAUGAUCCUCUGAACCUGUUUCCUGGUCCACGAUGCCAUCUGAUUGGUGUCCAGACCUCCAUUACUGUUUCUGACUGAACUCUGACAGACAGAGAGAUCAAUGAAUGGAUGCUUAUUUAACACUCAGUGUGUGUUUUCUGUGUCUGGUUGGUUGUGUGAGAGUGAAAGAGAGAAUGUAUAUUAUGAGUGUAUGUGGGGAGAAAAGACAGUUUACUUUAAGAAAAGAAAACAAAGUUGAUAUACAUGUCAAAGAGGGUGCAUACUCCUGCUCCAAAGACUUUUAAUAAGUCUUUGUUUUAAAACUAUACACUGUUGCCUGUAUUGUCUCUGUAAUACUACAGUUUGUCAAAGAUGUAUGAUUUUUUUCAUACCUGUGUGUAAAAUAGCUUUUUUUGUACAUGAAUAUAUUGUACAUAUUGAUGCCCUUUUUGUACUGUGGUUUGGUCUGAAAGUAUCACUGUAUUACUUUGCUCUGUUUGUCCCAUUUCGCUUUCCAUUUGGAGUAACCAGCACAUGUGGAUUGUAAUAAAAGUGCAUUUACAACUCUA